Messenger RNA from Meira miltonrushii, 2130 nucleotides. Its product is annotated as glycoside hydrolase. Lineage: Eukaryota; Fungi; Basidiomycota; Exobasidiomycetes; Exobasidiales; Brachybasidiaceae. Gene Ontology annotation, cellular component: cell surface; extracellular region. The transcript has a single exon. Gene Ontology annotation, biological process: glucan catabolic process. Gene Ontology annotation, molecular function: beta-glucosidase activity. The record is from RefSeq and is a predicted model, not a curated record. The coding region runs from base 272 to 2020 and encodes 582 amino acids.
CGCUGCCUAGAACCGCCGCUUUGCAUUCAAGUAAGGAGACACUGACUAUGUGCGGUUUCAUGCGAGGCGGAAGAUGGUGUCAUUAUCCGCACAAAUAUAUAGCCCGUAGGCCCAGAAAAAAAGAAAACAAGGAUGAGCUAGCGAACGAUUGAUUGAUCUAGCUAGGGCUUCUAUUUCGAAUCCUUUGCACCCUUUACUAGAUUCACCCUCAUCCAUCUCUUUCCCGCCAUCAUCCCUACCUUCUUUUACCAUCACAUUACUCUCAUUCAAAAUGACUGAGCCGCAAAAUCCAAACUUUUUACAAGAGCACAAUCGGCCAAAUACGCCAGGUACGCCGGGUACUUUCGAUACAAGGUACAGUGGAAACUUUCAAGAUAAUACCGCCUUUGCUUCGCAGUAUGACCCCCACAACCGCGCUUUGUCCCCUUCACCUUUACAAGAUUCCAACAAAAACACAUACUAUUUCGAGAAGAAUGGUGGAGCGGCAGCAACAGAAGCUGGCGCUGCCGGAGGAGCUGGUGCAGCAGCUGGUAACGGUGCAUCAAGAGGUGGAAUCGUGGGAUGGAUUAAGCGCCACCCUUUCAUCACAGGAUUAGUCGCUUUGGUGAUCGUUGGUGCUGUAGUCGGAGGUGCAGUUGGAGGAGCUGUUGGAUCGCACAAGACCAAUGAUAUCGCCAACGGAUCCCACGAUAAUGCAAGCGGAAGUAGUUCAAAGGGCGGGAGCAGCAAUUCCGGCUCAAAUUCAGGCACUAACGGUUCUGGUUCUGGUUCUACCUCCUCCAAACCCAUUACGCCUCUACCAAAAUGGAACCUGACCGACCCAGAAUCCAAGAUGGUCGGUGUUUCAAUCGGUAAUUGGCUUGUGUUGGAACGUUGGCUUAGUGAGGAUUGGUUCGUUAGUGAAGUUGGCAACGGUCCAAUUUGGGAUGAGUGGGGAUUCACCCAGACUUUGGGUAAUGACAAAGCACUUUCAGCACUUCAACAACAUUGGAAUACGUGGAUCAACGAGAGUGACUUUGACACGAUGAAGUCAGUGGGUAUCAACACCGUCCGUAUUCCAGUCGGCUAUUGGGCAUUUGUUGACACUGCUCAAGGUGAACCAUACCUGUCCAAGGCAGGUCAGACUGAUCAAUUGCAGAAGGUGCUUGGAUGGUUGUACGAUCGUGGGAUGUAUGCAUUCAUUGACUUGCAUGGUAUGCCAGGAUCACAGAAUGGUGAUCAAUCUUCAGGUCAUAAUGGAACGAUCAAUUGGUUCAACAGUGAAUACUUUGGUUACAGCUACAACGUCUUGAAUGCCACCAUUGACUGGGUCAAAGCAAGCAAUUACUCGAGUGUGGUGCAUUCCAUCUGCCCUGUCAAUGAGCCAAGGCCAGGAACGGAUUCGGGUAAACUUUCUCAGUUGACGUCAUACUACGAAACAAGUUACAAUCUUUUGAAGAACGCCGGCUUUAUCAUGCAAUUCCAUCACGGCUUCCUCAACAACCCAUUCCAAGCAUGGGCUGACUUUGCUACCGGCAAGGAUCCCAACUACAUUGCAUUCAACAAUAACCCAUACCCAGGUUGGUUCCCGUCGAAUCCUAAUGCGAACAAUAUCAUCUCACAAGUGUGCACUAUUGCACAAGAAUCGUCUCAAUUCCCGGUUCCCGUUGUGCAAACGGAAUUCUCUCUUGCAAAUGGUGUUGGAACUUCUUCAUUCAACACAGAGUUCUACAACACCGAAGUUUCUGGUUACUCAUGGUCAGCUGGAAGUAUCUUCUGGACAUGGAAGGCACUUCAUUCUUCAAAUCCCAUCCAAGCAGAGCCAAACAACAUUAUGGAUCUUUACUCGCUGGGCACAAUGAUACAAGAAGGAGUUGUGCAAAAAGUGAACCCAAGUGCCAAGCCGUUGGAUACGGUUAAGUCACUUCCCAACCAACAAUGUGGUACUAUUCCAACGGUUACGUGGAGCAACCCAUCGGGAAAUACGCAGACCAGCAAGAAGCGCUCAUUUGCUGGUAAGCGUAUGACUUCAUCCCAUUAAAAAGGACAUUUUCUCUGUAUCCAUUACAUCAUAUUUUUACUCACUUAGCACUUGUAUAUACAUAUUCGUUUUCUCUUCAUUCCGAUCAUUUGGAUUUUUUCUUGCGUUUG